UUAAAAGUGGGUCCUAAUAAGCACCGCCCCCCUGCUCAUAUCCGGUGUGACACAUCCGGUGAAACACCGGGGCGCUAAUCGUAGUGUGUGUUCAGGUGUGACCAGAAAAGACACUUAUCAUGGACAUCCGGCCAAAUCACACGAUUUACAUCAAUAACAUCAAUGACAAGGUGAAGAAGGAAGAGCUGAAGCGUUCUCUCUACGCGCUCUUCUCCCAGUUUGGUCAGAUCGUUGAUAUCGUAGCCAUGAAGACGGAGAAGAUGAGGGGUCAGGCCUUCGUCAUUUUCAAAGAGCUCACCGCUGCCACCAACGCCUUGAGGCAACUACAGGGCUUCCCCUUCUAUAACAAACCCAUGAGGAUCCAGUACGCUAAGACCGACUCGGAGGUCAUCUCCAAGAUGAAGGGCACGUUUAGUGACAAGGAGAAAAAGAAGGAGAAGAAGAAGAAGGCUCAGGAGCAGGCGGCAAAUGCCGCUAAGAAACCAUCGGCGGUUUCAGUUGUGCCUGUCCAGACACCUGCUGCUCAGGUUCCAGACAAUCCCCCGAACCACAUCCUGUUCCUCACCAACCUUCCAGAGGAGACCAAUGAGAUGAUGCUCUCCAUGCUCUUUAACCAGUUUCCUGGCUUUAAGGAGGUUCGACUCGUCCCGGGAAAACACGACAUUUCCUUUGUGGAGUUUGAGAGCGACAGUCAGGCGGGCAUAGCCAAGGAUGCCCUGCAAGGCUUCCGGAUCACGGCCACCUGCGCCAUGAAGAUCACUUACGCCAAGAAGUAGUCCCAGUUCUGAUCUGAGACGGAACACAGACUCUGGGGGGGGGGGGGGGGGCUGUUUUUUUAACCCACUUUUUUGUGGUUUUUGUUUUAUUUUGUAGUGUAAUUCACGAGGAAACCGUCUGGAUGUUUCAUUUUGUAAAAUAAAAGCUUAAAAUCUGA
This is a messenger RNA of Nothobranchius furzeri (turquoise killifish), 934 nucleotides long. RefSeq names its product small nuclear ribonucleoprotein polypeptide B2 (gene snrpb2). Gene Ontology annotation, biological process: mRNA splicing, via spliceosome. Gene Ontology annotation, cellular component: U1 snRNP. Gene Ontology annotation, molecular function: U1 snRNA binding. The record is from RefSeq and is a predicted model, not a curated record. Lineage: Eukaryota; Metazoa; Chordata; Actinopteri; Cyprinodontiformes; Nothobranchiidae.